GUAGUUCCAUUUCAAAAGAAAAAACUGUUGGGUGAAAAAAAAGUACAUCGAAAACUUCGUCAGAUUUUUCAAAUACUAACUUCCCUGGACUUUUGGAGUAAUUUGAAGUCAAUUGAGUUUCGCCUCAGCCGGGCACCUAUUGGAAAUGGGAACAGCGCCAUGGAAGCAGUUGCUUCUGAAUGCCUUGGAGUCCAAUUCCACCCUCAAGCACUCUUCCUUCUUCCAGCUUGCAACUGUCGGAUCUAACGGCAGACCCUCGAAUCGUACCGUGGUUUUCAGAGGGUUUCAAGAGAACAGUGAUAAGAUUCAAAUAAACACUGAUUGCCGUAGCCGCAAGAUUGAUGAUCUCAAGCAUUAUCCAUUUGCUGAGAUAUGUUGGUACUUUACUGAUUCUUGGGAGCAAUUCCGGAUUAAUGGAAAAGUUGAUGUCAUUAACGGGUCGUGUCCUGAUCCUUUGAAGCUUCAGCAAAGAGAGAAAGCUUGGUUUGCUAGUUCUCCAAAAUCAAGACUCCAGUACUUGGGGCCUAAUCCUGGUUUCCCCUCACUUGAUGAAAAACCAUCGCAAGAGUUUUCUUUAGAUCCAUCAGCUGGCCCAGUUGAUGCAUUUUGUUUGCUAGUUCUUGAUCCAGAACAGGUUGAUUACUUGAAUUUGAAGAUCAAUGACAGACUAACCUUUACGUCUAAACAGAAUACCGAUGGACAGAAGUUUUGGUCCUUGGAAAGAAUCAAUCCAUGAUUUUUAUGUUGUGAUACUGACAUUCUGAUAUAUGAAUUAUGUGGCAUUACAUAAACGAAUUGUUGACGACUCGGUUGUGCUGUUGAAUUGGAAACUUUGAAGUACUGAACUGUUGGACGCAGAAACAGAUUCAUUGUGAAUUCAGUUCUGUUUUUGUUUUGCA
Messenger RNA from Rhododendron vialii, 899 nucleotides. RefSeq names its product pyridoxine/pyridoxamine 5'-phosphate oxidase 2. Gene Ontology annotation, molecular function: pyridoxamine phosphate oxidase activity; FMN binding. The transcript has 7 exons. The record is from RefSeq and is a predicted model, not a curated record. Lineage: Eukaryota; Viridiplantae; Streptophyta; Magnoliopsida; Ericales; Ericaceae. Gene Ontology annotation, biological process: pyridoxine biosynthetic process. Bases 146 to 736 code for a protein of 196 amino acids.